Molecule: messenger RNA, 3303 nt
Organism: Ctenopharyngodon idella (grass carp)
Lineage: Eukaryota; Metazoa; Chordata; Actinopteri; Cypriniformes; Xenocyprididae
Gene: tfcp2
Product: transcription factor CP2
Exons: 17
Coding region: 390-1922 (510 amino acids)
Biological process (GO): regulation of transcription by RNA polymerase II
Cellular component (GO): nucleus
Molecular function (GO): DNA-binding transcription activator activity, RNA polymerase II-specific; RNA polymerase II cis-regulatory region sequence-specific DNA binding
Source: RefSeq, a predicted model, not a curated record
GUUCCAGCCGUUAGUGAGGGAGAGUACUGCGGAUAUUACGGCAAUUUCUACAGAGUAGAAGAGAUAAACAAACAUGUAAUAUUAUACUACAGACAUUUAUUCAAUCAAAACUCAACCUGAUAAAUUAUCUUCGAAUUUUUAGCAGCGUCGUCACUUUUUAGAGCGACCGGUGAAGGAAAUUAAUCUGUCUUCUUUCGAGCAAAACGAAGUUGUCUUGCCAAAAGAAGGACGAUGGGUGGGAAAAUGGCGUGAAACGAUGAGCUUUAUUACAUUCUUUAUCUGACUGCUGUCAGAGACAGGCGUCUGUGAUCAUCCCUAGACCCAUAGGGAGACUCUCAGGACUGUGAUUCAUUUGUUCCUAAGUUCACUUGAAUUGGAGGUCUAAAGUCAUGGCUUGGGCUCUGAAACUACCUCUGGCCGAUGAGGUGAUUGAGUCUGGCCUGGUCCAGGACUUUGAUGCCAGUCUGUCAGGGAUCGGGCAAGAACUUGGAGCUGGUGCAUACAGCAUGAGUGAUGUGCUAGCUCUCCCCAUCUUUAAGCAGGAGGAGUCAAAUUUACCUCCAGAAAGCGACAAUAAGAUCCUUCCCUUCCAGUACGUACUGUGUGCCGCCACCUCUCCUGCUGUCAAACUACAUGAUGAGACACUCACCUACCUCAAUCAAGGACAGUCUUAUGAGAUUCGAAUGCUGGACAAUCGGAAAAUGGGAGAGCUUCCUGAGAUCAAUGGGAAAAUGGUGAAGAGCAUUAUCCGUGUCGUGUUUCACGACCGCCGGCUUCAGUACACUGAACACCAGCAGCUGGAGGGCUGGCGCUGGAACAGACCGGGAGACAGAAUCCUUGAUUUAGAUAUCCCAAUGUCGGUAGGGGUGGUUGAUCCCAGGGCAAACCCUACACAGCUCAACACUGUGGAGUUCCUCUGGGACCCUUCGAAAAGGACCUCUGUGUUUAUUCAGGUUCAUUGUAUAAGCACAGAGUUCACCAUGCGUAAGCAUGGAGGAGAGAAGGGAGUGCCGUUUCGUGUUCAAAUCGACACUUUCAAGGAGAACGAGGCUGGGGAGUACACUGAACACCUGCACUCCGCCAGCUGCCAAAUCAAAGUUUUUAAGCCUAAAGGUGCAGACAGAAAGCAGAAAACAGACAGAGAAAAAAUGGAGAAGCGAGCACCGCAGGAAAAGGAGAAAUACCAGCCUUCAUAUGAAACCACCAUUCUCACUGAGUGCUCUCCAUGGCCUGAGGCUACAUAUGUCAACAACUCCCCAUCACCAGGUUUCAACAGCUCCCACAACAGCUUUCCUGUGAAUGAAGGAAAUGGUUCACCCAAUCACCAGCCGGAGCCUGUCGUACAGUUAGCAGAUUUGUCGUGCCACCUACUUACAAGAGACAGUGAAAGCAAUCAGAAUCUGUUGCCCACGGCAACGCCACAGGAAGCACAGCAGUGGCUCCAUAGAAACCGUUUUUCACCAUUCUGCCGUCUCUUCUCAAACUUCUCGGGUGCUGAUCUGCUAAAACUGACCCGAGAGGAUGUCAUCCAGAUCUGUGGACCUGCUGAUGGCAUUAGACUAUUUAACGCACUUAAAGGACGGGUGGUCCGUCCAAGGCUCACCAUCUAUGUGUGCCAGGAGUCCCAACAGGCUCGUGAACAGCACCAGAAACAUGAGAAUGGAGACGGGACUAGCAACACUUUUUUCGUGUAUCAUGCUAUCUAUCUGGAGGAGUUAACAGCUGUGGAACUGACGGAAAAGUUGGCUCAGCUCUUCAGCAUCUCUCCACGGCAGAUCAGUCAGAUCUUCAAGCAGGGACCCACUGGUAUCCAUGUGUUAGUCAGUGAUGAGAUGAUUCAGAACUUUCAAGAUGAGAUGUGUUUUGUCCUGGACACAAUGAAAGCUGAAACAAACGAUGGCUAUCACAUCAUUUUGAAGUGAAAACAAAGGAUGAGGGGGAGUGAACAGGCCCCUUAUGUUUUUCUUAAGAUUCAACCCUCAGCCCAUUCCCUGCACACUUCCUGGACCUUACUGAAGAUCGCUUUGCUCGGAAUAGUAAUGGAGACGAUCACGGGAAAGGGGAAAAAAGGCAGCCUGACCCAUUUUGAAACCUUUAAUGUUGUUGUCUAUGGAGUGCGUGCUGCCUUUUUCAACCUCUUCCCAUUUACACAAAAUGAAAUUUCACAAAAAAACAAAUCAUAGAAUUUCUAUUUUACUAUCUUUCUUUGCAUCAAUUUACUUUGUUGCUCUUUUAAAAGGCAGAAAAAAUAGGUUUUGUCUCAUGUAAUUAUGUAAUAAAGCCAUACCGGCUCAAACAGAGAGAAUUGGCUGGCGUUAAAUACAGUAUUAUUUGGUAUUGUCUGCCUGGAGGUCACUCCAUGAGUAUUUUAGCUGCAUAUGCUAGAAUUCCAUGUCAAGUGCAGUCCAUAUGUCUCAAUGAAUACACACUUUAAAAUGAAUAAACAACAUUGUAAAAAGUGGGUUAUGUCACAGACGGAAACAGAGAUUCCAAGGACGCUUAUGAAAUUGCAUCGAUUCGUGAUAAACGUUAUCGUCAGGACUGUCACCUGUGGAAAAAGUUGGCCAGUUCCGUUUUCAUAUUGUCACUCUGCUUAUAAAUAAACGUAUGAUCCUGACAUGAUCACAGAUGUUCACAUGAUCGCAGAAUGAAUGAAAUUCACUCGAUACUGCCACCCUACCAUCAAGUUCAGUUUCUUUAAUUGGCUGUUUUUACGGCGAGCAGCUUGACUGAAGCAUUGGUGCACAAAUCGCUGAUGUUCCUCUCUAAGGAAAUGUUUUGUUUUUUUUUUGUUUUUUUUUAAAGUCUUGUUCAGGCGACUCUUUAUGGCUGUUGGGGCAUGAUAUUAGGUUCUGUAGCUUUGAUCCCUGAUGAUUCUUCAGGUGCUGCUGCAUAUGCACGUUAUUUUACAGACAGGAGAUGAGCAGCAGCAGUGGGCAUUAUAUAUGUGCAUCUUUUUUAUUUUAUUUUUUUUUUUAACAUUGUGCUUAACACCCUUCUGUUUUUUCAUACUUGUUGCAUAUACUAGAACAGUUUUUACAAAUGUCAGACUUGCCAGAGCAUUAUUUUAUGGUAUAAAAAGAGAGAUCAUGUUUUACUUUCUUUUUGUUUCCUUUUGGAUAUGACCACUGAUGUACUAAUCUUUCAGGUGGGGUAAAGGGGAGAUAUAUUGCACUGCAUGAGAAAGGUAGCCGUGGUUAGUGCUAGACGCAAGCCAGACCAAGAUGGUAAAGACGUGAGGUAUUGUCUGUUGUGACCCUUUACCGUGUCAUUGCAAUGAUUAAAUGACUUACCUUGAAUCAA